Phycodurus eques (leafy seadragon) is the source of this 914-nucleotide messenger RNA. RefSeq names its product dexamethasone-induced Ras-related protein 1-like. The record is from RefSeq and is a predicted model, not a curated record. Gene Ontology annotation, molecular function: GTP binding; GTPase activity. NCBI's taxonomy places the organism in Eukaryota, Metazoa, Chordata, Actinopteri, Syngnathiformes, Syngnathidae. The coding region runs from base 31 to 834 and encodes 267 amino acids. The transcript has 2 exons.
CGCCGGCCAAGCGACACAACGGGAGACGCCAUGAUCAAGAAAAUGUCCCCCUCGGAGAGCGACUUCGACAUCCCGGCCAAGAACUGCUACCGGAUGGUGAUUCUGGGCUCCACCAAAGUGGGCAAAACGGCCAUCGUGUCCCGCUUCCUCAGCGGGAGGUUCGACGAGCAGUACACGCCGACGAUAGAAGACUUCCACCGGAAACUGUACAGCAUCAAGGGGGACGUUUACCAGCUUGACAUCUUGGAUACGUCUGGCAACCAUCCGUUCCCGGCCAUGCGCAGGCUCUCCAUCCUGACAGGCGACGUGUUCAUCCUGGUCUUCAGCCUGGACAACAGAGACUCCUUCCACGAGGUCCAGCGCCUCAAGCGUCAAAUCUACGAGACCAAGUCGUGCCUGAAAAACAAAAUGAAGGAGAACCUCGACGUGCCCCUGGUCAUCUGCGGCAACAAGGGCGACCGCGAUUUCUACCGCGAGGUGCGGCGCGACGAGAUCGAGCAGCUGGUGGACGGCGACGACGACAAGUGCGCCUACUUCGAGAUCUCCGCCAAGCGCAACGAGAACGUGGACCGCAUGUUCCGGACGCUCUUCACCCUGGCCAAGCUGCCGCACGAGAUGAGCCCCGACCUGCACAGGAAGGUGUCGGUGCAGUACUGCGACAUGCUGCACAGAAAGUCGCUGAAGAACAAGAAGGUGAAGGACGUCCCGGAGGCCUACGGCAUGGUCACGCCGUACGCGCGGAGACCCAGCGUGCACAGCGACCUCAUGUACAUUAAGGAGAAAGCCGUCGGUGGAGGGCAGGCCAAAGAUAAAGAAAGGUGCGUUAUUAGUUAAGAGGAGUCGUUGUCAGAGGACAUUUUGGGGGGGAAAAAAAGAAAAAGCAAAAGCAACCAUGUUUUUUUUGUUUUUUUUUG